AUGAAUGAGAAAGAGGACACUAUUUAUUAGUCUUUUAUUAAUUCAGAUGGAAGUUUACCAAUUGAAAAUUAGUUUGAAUAGUGUCAAUAAUGUGUAGAGUUAUAAAAAUAUGUUUAUUAAUUGGAGUAGGAAAUCACAGAUUUAAACAAAUUGAUGUAAAAAUAAUCAAAGAACUAAAAACCUCAAAACAUACAAAUACCCAAAAAACUAUCGUUUUGUAAAUUGUAAAGUGUCAGUGUGAGACAUUUCAGUCAUCAUCAAUAAAGCAAGAGUCUUCAUGAAGAGCAAAUUCAAAUUACUAAAAGUAUGUUCACAAGUUCUGGACAUUAAAAGAGAAAGAUUUUUGAUGAAGUUGAAGAAAAGACAAGCACAAAAGCCCUUUAAUUUUAUAAAUUGUGA
Molecule: messenger RNA, 399 nt
Organism: Paramecium tetraurelia
Lineage: Eukaryota; Ciliophora; Oligohymenophorea; Peniculida; Parameciidae
Exons: 2
Source: RefSeq, a predicted model, not a curated record